UAUGUCGAGAAACGAGUUUAUUUUCCUCGAAAGUACUCAAUGGCCCGAUUCUAAAGCUAUACGAUACUACAGAGAGCAAGUUAAUUAUCUCGGGAAAAAAUUGUAAUGUUGACGAAAUCCGUGCUAGUGUUGUUUUUUUAGCUAGCGCCCAAUAAACUCCCAUUCACUCCUUGGAGAGCGCGCCAUGUCCCAGAAUUGCACAGCAUGCGGUCCAUAGACGAAGCAAAGGCAACGUUUCCCAUGUAUAACAAAAGAAUAUCUGCCGUUGCGAAUGUUAGACUCCACUCUGUACGGCUGGUUGAACAUGGUGUUUGGAGACGCAGAUAGCUCAUUAGCACAGAUAGUCAACGCUGUAACAUGGAAAGAUGGCCAUGUGGGAAGCCUAACCCUAUAAAAGGUGAGGACACUGCUGUAAAUGUUGAGGACCAGAGUAACAUCUCUGGAGGAGGUGAUUCCCAUCAGGAACUACAGAUGAACCAUUUUGGACAUCCUCUUUUUCUUCCGAGCCCGUCAGUGAGAGCUGAGCCUGUGCCGCAGACGCUGGGACAUUCAGACGGUUUCAGACUAGACGCACAUCUGGGUGUGUCUCGGAAUGUUGAGGAGAUCCUGGACUAUUGGAGACUGGAUCCUGUUUGUAGCCCUGGAGGUUCAAAGGCGGGAGCUGGAGAUCCAGAGACAAUACCAGUCAGUAACAAGACACCAACAGCUAUGAUGGGGGAUGUUCCUGUGUUUACUCUAGCCUCACUAGUGGAUCUGUCCAAUGGAGGAGUAACAUGUGAGCCAUGUGAUGUUAAGAAAGUACCUACAGAGACCAAAUGCAGUGCAUUGACCUCCCUUCACAUUAGAUCCAAAGAGAAGCAGCAGUCAGAGUCUAGUAAAAAGAGUGAAUUGAAUUUAUCUCAGUGUAAAAGUGAGAUUAUGUCUGAAUGUCCUGAGAUGAAAGUUGAGGAUCCUAUUUGGUCAUAUUAUCAGAUUGAAUCCGGCAUGACUCCAGUUAAAACAAAAGCCAUCCCAGUUAAAAAAGAGUCCUUAGAAAAUGCUACUGUGGCUGUCAAAACCAAAGAUGAAGUUGAUUCUGAAAUGAAAGUUGAGGAUCCUAUUUGGGCAUGUUAUUUUGCAGAACAGGAAAAAGGGGUGCCUAUUGUUGAAAGGAAAACAUAUGCUGCACAUGUGAAAGAAGAAACUGUAGAUAUUGAGAUUCCAUUUAGCUUUGCUCUUGGUUCAUCUUCACCGGAAAACGGUGUUGAGCUGACUCUGACUGACAGAUGUGAUCAAGAUGGAAAUGGAGGCCUAUAUGCAGUGAAACCUGCCGAAGAACAAAGUGUGAAAAACUCUACAGAAACUUACUAUGUGAAACGGGAAAUGGUGGACAUCAAAAAUGAAGAUCCCAUAUGGGCUAAUUUUCACUUGAAUGAAGUAAGAAAGGAUUUGAAGCCAAAAUAUGAUCAUUUAGUAUCUCUACUUUCGUCAAUGAAAGAAGACAACCAUCAGCCACCAAUCUUCAAGGAAUUGCUAUCAUUGAAGACUGAGAGUAUGCAACCCAUCCAUAUGGUCAACGUAUCAGUGCCUGCAAUCACAGGAGGGCAGGAACGCACUAUGACCUCUGACCCAAAAGGCUGUUCUCAGCCCAUUUCACACCAGCCCAGCAAAAAGCAAAGUUUGGAGUGCGAGCCUGGUGACAAAUCACUGGCCUCUAACUCAACACAGGCAAAUACAAACCAGAGAUCACAUAAGCCACAGCAGCAAGACGGAACAUCAGGCUUUUAUACAUCUACUCAGUCUCAUCAUACACACACUUCCCAGUCAGACCUGGGUUCUCAGUCAAAUACGACAGACCACUCAUUACCAAUGUCAGGUACAGGUAUAAAACAUCUGCCUCAAACAUCAAACAUCUACGACAAAUAUAAACCAUAUACUAUUGCAAAAGAAAUGAUAAAUACCUGCCAACUAUGUGGUAAAUCCAUUGCUUCACAUAAACUGUCAGCAGAGGCUGUAAAAGGACCGGGACAGACGGACACAACUAGACCCUGGACAUGUUGUGUAUGUAAAGCAACAUAUAAAGGCCAAGGAACAUGGGGGUUUCACAGACAAAAACACAUUAGUGGCUUAAAAUGCCCUGAGUGUGGAAAGUGUUUUAAAACACAACAUAGCUUGGAUGUUCAUACGAAGACGCAUUCUAAGGAAAGGCCUUUCUCUUGUGAGGAGUGCGGCAAGACCUAUCGCACUCUCAGCCUUCGCAACGCACACAUUUACAGUUGUCACAAAACUCCCAACCAUGCCUGUCAGGAGUGUGGCAAGAGUUUUAGGCAAAGAGCCCACCUAUGCAUUCACAUGAACAUACACACAGGAAAUAGACCCUAUCAGUGUGCAGACUGCGAGGCUGCCUUCAAGUCACCCUCAGCACUGUAUACGCACAAGACUAUUCACACAGGUGAGAAGCCCUUUGUAUGCCCUCUGUGUGGCAUGCGUUUCCGCCUCAAUGCCUUCCUCACUGUCCACCUGAACACACACUCUACCACCAAAGGAAAACUGCACAAUAAGUCAGGGAAAAGCCAAUCGAAGAGGGAGCAGUCAGACUCUGAAGAGACCUCAGACUCCCUCUCUGACUCAGACUCCCUCUCUGACUCCACCCCUCAAACACCCACCUCUAGAGAGACCAGGAGUCAGAGGAAAUCGAAGCAGGUGGAAAACUGAAGGUGAAUGGAACUCUUUAAAUGCUAUGAUCUGAUGAUCCAAGGAUGAAGCAUAUUUUAUUUGAAUGUAUAUUUUACAAUCUUUGUGCUUAGUAAAACCUAGUUUUAAGUUCAACCUAGUUAGUGUUUUGUUGAUUGCUGCUUCACAAUAAAAUGUUUUGUUCAAAUUAAACUGUAACU
Messenger RNA from Salvelinus namaycush (lake trout), 2873 nucleotides. RefSeq names its product zinc finger protein 62-like. The transcript has 3 exons. Gene Ontology annotation, biological process: regulation of transcription by RNA polymerase II. NCBI's taxonomy places the organism in Eukaryota, Metazoa, Chordata, Actinopteri, Salmoniformes, Salmonidae. The record is from RefSeq and is a predicted model, not a curated record. Gene Ontology annotation, molecular function: RNA polymerase II cis-regulatory region sequence-specific DNA binding; DNA-binding transcription factor activity, RNA polymerase II-specific. Bases 358 to 2694 code for a protein of 778 amino acids.